Copidosoma floridanum is the source of this 2807-nucleotide messenger RNA. RefSeq lists its product as uncharacterized. Gene Ontology annotation, molecular function: RNA polymerase II cis-regulatory region sequence-specific DNA binding; DNA-binding transcription factor activity, RNA polymerase II-specific. Lineage: Eukaryota; Metazoa; Arthropoda; Insecta; Hymenoptera; Encyrtidae. Gene Ontology annotation, biological process: regulation of DNA-templated transcription. The record is from RefSeq and is a predicted model, not a curated record.
CAGAGCAAAGGCCGCUCUUUCUUCACAAAUUAAAAAAAAAAAGUUUUAUAAUUCGUAGCUCUGUGCAGCGUACAUGCGUUAAACAUACAAUCAACGUAUAAAGUAAAAGACGGACAGGACAGAAGAGAAAGAGAAGGUGCAAAUGCAAGAGACUGCACCACCAACUGCUGUACAUUACGGUGGAUGUGCUCGAGAGAGAGAGAGAGAGAGAGCUCGAGCGCCAACAGCAGCCCAAUAAGUUGUCCUCGGGAGAGUGAAUUAUGUUAUCAGCAUUAACAACGCGUACGAGGGGAUAUCGUAAGCGAGAACACAUAGACAAACAUUGCCGGAGAGGAGAGAGCUGGCAUCAGCUUCAGCGGUUCAAUUCACCGAGUGUUGUGUAAACAAUUCAGCGACGAUAAGAAGAAUAAUGUCGCAGUCGAUUUUUGACGCGCUGUCCGGAGUCUCUCUAGACAGCUCGAGCGUGCAGUCCCUUUUGGAGUCUCAGACCUUGAUAAAUGAAGUUGAGCAUUCAGGUAUGCAUUAUUUACAUCUUUGUUGGAAGUAUUGGUUAACUGCCCAGGUUUUUGUAAUGAAUAAUCUUUUUUUUUCAGCAUUCGAUCAAGAUGAGGAGGAUAUAUUCCAGUGUGGAAAGUGCAAAACACAAUUCAACUCUCUGCACAUGUUUGUUCUGCACAAGCGAGAGCACACAAGUACAAAGCUUCAAGAGCAGACCGUUGACUUGAGUCAGUAUCUGGUCAGCAAUGACAGCCCUAUUGUUCAGACUGAUGACAACUGUCAGGAUGCUACCGAUUAUGAUGAUUUUGACUCGAGCCAUGAGCUUGGUGACUCCAUUAUUUUACAGGAGAAUGAUAUUUUAUUUAGCAUGGAUGGUGCCAGUUACUUAACUUCCGAUUCGAGCUUUAGUGUACCAAUAAUUUUAAGCACCGAUGAUCUAGAAUCUUUCGACAACACGUCUAUUAUAGCAGGAACUGAUGAUAAUCUCUUAAAUGAAGAAGUCAGUGAGAUGCAAGCUUUAGAAAAUGACAUUAAACAUAAUCAGAGCUUAGACGACGAUAGCAAUGGUCAAGAAGCAAUAAGUCUAGGUUCCCCAAAGGAUGUUAAACCAGCUGAAGACAUCAAAAAAGAGAGUCAGUUGGGUCAAAUACAGAAUUUUAAGUACAAGUGCAGCUACUGUCACAAGCAAUUUGCCAAAAAGUUUUAUUGGCAGCAACAUGAAAGAUCUCAUACAGGCGAAAAGCCAUAUCAAUGUGUAGUCUGUGGUCGUCCCUUUGCUCAAAAGUCCAACGUAAAAAAACACAUGUCAUCGCAUAAAGUAUGGCCAGGCACGGCGAUUCAUUCACUACCACCAGAAGCACCGGUCGACGGCAGCAUCGAGCGUUCAUACCAUUGCCAAUUUUGUAAAGAGAUCUUCGAUUCAUACAAGGCGCUCAAAAAUCAUCUGAUCGUUUCACACCUCACUCUCAAAGUAUACAAAUGCGUUCAAUACGGCUGUGGCUCCAUGUUUGCCGAAUUAGACGACUUCCUUGAGCACACUCGCAGCCACAAGCGUUCCGAGUACCGCUGUCACGUGUGUGGUGACACUUUUAACACUUUGUCUGAUCUCGGCCUCCACCAAUACACGCACUCCGUCCAAAAGCAAAAAACCACUGAGAAGUACUAUUGUUGCUCGGUGUGUAAAUCAUCCUUUUCCAAUCUUGAAGCGCUACAGCAUCACACAGAGACGACGACCCAUGAUUACGGGUGUCCCCAUUGCGGCAAGAGUUUCUUGAUCGAGAGGUUUUUACGUCGGCAUCUUAAAACUCAUACGUCUUUUGCACGCUUUGCUUGUGAGGACUGUGGCAAAGCUUUUAAAACUGAGCAAUACCUUGCCAAUCACAAACUUAUUCAUAGUGACGAGACGCCCUUCCACUGCCCACAUUGUCCAGCACGUUUUAAGCGGAAAGACCGACUAGGUCGGCACAUGCUCAUCCACGAUCUAAGCAAACGGCUCAAGUGUCCGUUCCGCUCCUAUCUUGGGUGCAUGAGCGAGUUCUCAAGACCGGACAAACUCAAGCGCCAUUUGCUCACCCACAAUAACGUUAAGCGAUUUAGUUGUAACAUAUGCAACCGGCACUUUCACCGAGCUCAGGCGCUCAAGCAUCACGAGAUCAACAAGCACAGUCUGAAAUGUGACGUGUGCUCGCAUAUAUUUAGAUCUAAAGAGCAACUUGUGAGUCAUAAUUGCGAGCAGUCCAGUGAACUGAGGAAGCACACAAGUUCUCAGCUACCAAAGAAAGCCUCUGGUACCUUCAAACCGCGAAGACCAACUCCAAAAAGACAACUUUCUUCUAAAACUAGUUCUACUACAUCAAGUCCUUGUGAUAAAGAGAAGAUCAAGGCUGAGGAUGUACAAAUGCAGAACAUUGUUACGGUGGAGACUUUAAUAGUCAAUCAUCAAGAAAACGAUUUUGAUGCAAAGAUAGAAAAUUUGGAUCUUGAUCUCGAUCUCAGCAGUGAGAUUCCAUUAAGAAUAGAUCCUCUGAGAAUUGAUCCUCUAAGGAGUGAUUAAACAAAUUAUAAUUAAGAAUUUCGUUUUCCAAGGAUAUUAAGGGAAAACACGAAAUUGAAACGAUUUUUAGAUAAUGUGACUGUCUUGAGCAGACGAUAAAACUUGCAUUUUUUUAAGAACUGUAGCAUUACGGUAUUUUGUAGUUUACGUAUCUGUGAUAAUUGUAUUAUAAAAUUUAACUGUAUAAGUAACUUAUACAUUUUUGUGUGUGUACUUUUAGAAUUUAUUAUAAUGAACUUAAAUGGAUGAAGUAAUA